This is a messenger RNA of Paramecium octaurelia, 2263 nucleotides long. NCBI's taxonomy places the organism in Eukaryota, Ciliophora, Oligohymenophorea, Peniculida, Parameciidae. The record is from the annotation of a GenBank genome assembly.
AAUGGCAGGCCGGUUAGAAAGAGUGUAUGGAACAGAUGAAGAAAAAGUAUUAUUAAGAGUCCUAAUGUUAGGUGAAUUGUCCAUUUUAUAGAAAUAUCGGAGCUUGUCGUUACGAAAACAAAUGUUCAAGAAUUCAUAGCAUACCUCCAAUCUCUUAGACUAUUUUAUUCAAAGUAAGAUUUUCAAUGUAAUGACCAGCAUAUGUAUAAAAACUCUCCUAUAGAAGUAGCAAUAGCCUCCGAAAAUGCCAUGACUUAAGCGGGUAUUGAAGAGGCAUUGGAAAAAUUCGAAAGCUUUUAUGAAGACGUAUUUUUAAAAGUAAAAGUGGAUAUUAUGAUAAGCUGGCAGAGUUUGGUGAGAUUCAAGAUUUAAUUGUAUGUGAAAACUUUGGAGAUCAUUUAGUGGGGAAUAUAUAUGUGAAAUACACAUCAGAAUUGUUUGCAGAAUUAUGCUUCAAUGCUCUUUAGAAUUUAUCAUAUGAAAAUAGACCUUUGCAAAUGGAAUAUUCACUUGCAGACUUUAGCAGGGCUUAAUGCAAAAAAUACAUUGAUGGGACAUGUUAGAGGUAUGAAAUUAGAAAUAAAGGAUUUAAGAGGAGGAGCAUGCAAUUAUUUACAUCUCAAGAAGAUAUCGACUAAAUUUAAGAAGAGUUUAUUUAAUCAAAUGUAUGAGGAGCAUCCAGAAUAUAGAGAGAAAACAGAGAAGGAAGUCACUGAGUAAGUCAAUUAAAUUGUUAUUCUAAUUAGAAAGAGUCUGAAGUAGCAUAAAAAGAAGGAGAAAUAGAGUAGUAACAGUAGAGAAUCAAGUCGUAGAAAUUCUAUUGAAAGACAGAAAAUGAUUAAUGAUUGGAAUGAAACUGGUAUCCAAAAUGUAUGUUACCCUCAUUAUCAUUGGUAUUUAGGUUUCAUAAGCACAAAAAAUGAUAUAUGGUAAAAAUAUGCCUGCUCCAGUUUAUACUCCAAAAGUAUCGAUGAGAACGAGUCCCGAAUUAUUACAAUCGCAAUUAUAAAUGGCUGCUUAGAAAGAAAUAGUUGGCUGCAAUUAAGAUGGGUUGAAAGGUCUAUUAUAUAUAUAAUUAUAUAUAUAUUAAUUAUGAGAAGGAAGAAUUGGAGACCAGAAGUAUAUAAUUUAAACUUAUCAAACAAGGAAGAUAAGGCAUUGCUUGAAAUAUGCAAGAGUCAACAUUACAAUUGGAGAAGAGUUUCGAAAUAAAUGAUAUCGAUUGGAUAUAAAAGAUCAGGUAAAUCAUGCAAAGAGAGAUUCCAUAAUUAAUUAAAUCCUUAUGUCAACAAAGAUCAAUGGACUCAAAAUGAAGUUGAUAAACUCUUUGAGUUGCAAAGCAAAUAUGGUAAUAGAUGGGUAAUUGUCUAAAAUUAUACUUAAAAAGAGGAUCAUUGCAAAAGAAUUACCGUAAAGAACGGAUGGCUUAAUUAAAAACUAUUUUUAUUCAUUAGUUCGAAAAGUUCUAAGACGUCUUUCCAAGACUGUUAAUGGAACCAAAAAUGGUAACAAUAUCAGAUUACUAAAAAAGGAUCUUAAAUGACGAAAACUCUAAAACCAUCUGUUAUUUCCUAAAUAUUUUGUGUCAAUCAGAAUCAAGUCAAUGAUGCUGGAAUCGAAGUGGAAUUUGCAGAGCUCUUUCGAAAUAUUAUAUUAAAAUACAAAAAUUUUAACUUAUCCUAAUAAAUUGAUAUUGAGGACAUUGAUAAAAUUAAGUCCAUUUUUCAAACAUUACAACAAUUAAAGUACGUGUGUCAUUUUAACUUAGUGAAUCAUACAAUGAUGAUUUGGAAAAGAAAAAUAUCUCCAAAAGCAGAUCCAAAAGCCAUAAAAUAAAAACUAAGUUAAGUAACGUUAAUAUUGACCAUGUAUUUCAAAUGCACCCAUAUUUUCCUAGCUCAUCCUCUAGAAGAUAUAACUUAAACAUCCGAUUUUCACAAUGAAAUCCUGUCCUUUGCCAAAACUAUAUUCGAAAUUUGUAUUUCAUCAUAAUACGUAUCAUCCUACACAAUUAAUGUAUUAAUCAAUUUCAUCUUUCACAUCCUAAAACAUAGACUAAAAUAACAGUUAUGGUGCCAUCUUGAUCAAACCUGAGUAAUUAUUAUUUUUUCAACCACCUCCUUCACCAUAUUAUGUAUUUUUAUACCCAAAUUAAUAGACUAUGAAUAUAAGCGCAUUCAUCUAAUAAUAGUCAAGCAUGCAUACCUAUUAUAGUUCCUACUUCAAUCCAACCCCUGAAAUUAAAGAGGAACAUGAAACAUGA